This is a messenger RNA of Erinaceus europaeus (western European hedgehog), 2078 nucleotides long. RefSeq names its product cAMP responsive element binding protein 3 like 3 (gene CREB3L3). The transcript has 10 exons. Gene Ontology annotation, cellular component: nucleus. Gene Ontology annotation, biological process: regulation of transcription by RNA polymerase II. The coding region runs from base 134 to 1414 and encodes 426 amino acids. Gene Ontology annotation, molecular function: RNA polymerase II cis-regulatory region sequence-specific DNA binding; DNA-binding transcription factor activity, RNA polymerase II-specific. The record is from RefSeq and is a predicted model, not a curated record. Lineage: Eukaryota; Metazoa; Chordata; Mammalia; Eulipotyphla; Erinaceidae.
GCUCCCCAAUCGGGGCCCUGGGGAGGCUGGGAGCCCUGAACCACUAUCCCAGCAUCUUUUGGGGUGGCCCCAGAGCACCAGAGAUUCAGAAGGUUGCCUGGCUUGUUGGAUGGGGAUUUGGGCAGCCUGAGAGAUGGCCUCGCCCCCCUGCCCUGGGCCCCCCCUGGGCAGCUUGGAGCUCUUGGAUCUCCUCUUCGACCAGCAGGAUGGCAUCCUGAGGCACGUGGAGCUGGGCAAGGAGUGGGACCCCGGCGAGGGCCAGGCCCUCCCCGGCCCAGGGUCCGAGGACUUGCUCAGCUCCUUGCUGGUGCCCGGCUCCCCGGCCUCGUCCCCUGCGGGCAGCGACAGCGGUGUUUCAGAGGACCUGCACUCUGACCCCCAGGACACACCCGGCCUUGCCCUCAGUCCCGGGGCUCCCUGCCCCUUGGGGUCCCUGGGGCCCAUGGCCCAGAUGCCGGAGACCUCCGUGGCUAUCGACCUGGGACUGUGGACCUCGGGGCUGUACCCGGAGCAGCGGCCGGACCUGCUGGACUCACCCCCGCGCCCCGUCCUCACAGUCAAGGACCUUCUUCUGUCUGGCAGCGGCGGGGAGCCGCAGCCUCAGUAUCACCCCGCAGCCCCCCACCUGCUACGACCCUCCGCCGGGCACAGCCAGGAGCUGGUGCUGACAGAGGACGAGAAGAAACUGUUGGCCAAGGAAGGCGUCACACUGCCCAGUCAGCUACCGCUCACCAAGUUUGAGGAGCGGGUCCUAAAAAAGAUCCGCCGGAAAAUCCGGAACAAGCAGUCGGCACAAGAGAGCCGGAAGAAGAAGAAGGAAUAUAUCGAUGGAUUGGAGAUUCGCAUGUCAGCCUGUACGGCCCAGAACCAGGAGCUGCAGAGGAAGGUCCUUCAGCUGGAGAAGCAGAACCUAUCCCUCCUGGAGCAGCUGAAGAGGCUAAAGGCCCUGGUGGUUCAGUCCUCCGGCAAGUCAGCCCAGACGGGCACCUGCAUAGCUGUCCUGCUUCUCUCCUUUGCCCUCAUCGUCCUCCCGUCCAUCGGCCCGUUCACCCCCAGCAAAGCUGAGAACCCUGGAGACUUCACUCCUGUACGAGUUUUUUCCAGAACUUUGCACAACGAUGCUGCCUCCAGGGUGGCCCCUGGAGUCACAUCCGGCUCGGAGGUCCCAGGACGCCGGCCCGAGGGGGUUACACCCCAAGAUGAGUCUCCAGGCAGCCACGGAGCACCCUGGGGACCCCAGCACCCCUCUGGGCUAGAUGGCUCCUCCGAGGAACUGGACAACUCGACGUUGGUGGUGGGGGGCGGCUCCCUGGAGGAGCUGGGCACCCCUGCCCUGCUGGGCUGGGCUUCCCCAGAACCCGCACUGGACUCAGGCCUGGGGGCACUGGAGGCAGGGGUGGCAGGGGAGCUGUGAGUCCCCCACCCCGAGGCUGAAGACUCCCCCCAUUCCUAGGACCUAGCCCCCAGGACAUGACCCCCACCCCCACUCCAGGCCCCUUUGCCUAGGGGGAAAUCCUUUUUCCAAAUCCGGGGGGUGCACAGGCCUUCAGCACCCCCAGGGGCUCCCCCUGCCUGCUACUUCGUCCUCAGGGAGGGCUGUGGGGACCCUAGCCCUGAGGGGAACAGAGGAUCCACUUAGUCUUCCCCUUUUCUAAAACUGCUUUGAGGCUUAAUAUUUUGGCAGAAUGCGCUGAGGCAGAGGCGUGGCAGGGGGAGGCCUGAAGAGGGGCCUGGGGUCCCCCUCUCCUAGACACAGAGGCUGGGCCAACCAGGGUUGGGGGAUGGCGGGGGGAGGGUGUCCCCCCAGGCUGCAUGGGCGGUUCUGCAGGCGGCUGGUGUAGCUUCAGCACCAUGGACAGCGGCACCGAAGGCAGGCGGGGCCAUCUGGAGCCCAGGUCCUGCACACUGGGGGGGUGCAGGGGGGGCAGCUGACAAGCCGGGAGGCUGAGUCUCCAGGUUCAAUCCCCAGAACCACCACCAGCCAGAGCUGAGCAGGGCCCUGGGCUCUCUCUCUCAUUAAAAUAAUAAAAAUAAUUAUAUAUGUGCCCCAGGAGGCAGGCCGGUGGAUUCAAGCUUGA